This is a messenger RNA of Eleginops maclovinus (Patagonian blennie), 2243 nucleotides long. RefSeq names its product kynureninase (gene kynu). Gene Ontology annotation, biological process: NAD+ biosynthetic process. Gene Ontology annotation, molecular function: kynureninase activity; pyridoxal phosphate binding. NCBI's taxonomy places the organism in Eukaryota, Metazoa, Chordata, Actinopteri, Perciformes, Eleginopidae. The transcript has 14 exons. The coding region runs from base 109 to 1602 and encodes 497 amino acids. Gene Ontology annotation, cellular component: cytoplasm. The record is from RefSeq and is a predicted model, not a curated record.
CUGUGAUGCUUUUGAUGCCAGGAAUUAGUCGGAUCCAGAGAUACAAAACAGGAGAUUUCAGACAGCACUUUUCCUGUUAAUAAUCAGAGUUUUUAUCUUAUUAGAACAAUGAUUAACCUGACGCUGAACACUGAGAGGUCAAAGAGCAUCUCCACAGCAGAUGAGUGGAUCUGUGUGUGGAGAGGACGCUCUUCUGUAAACUGCACAGUAAUGGACCAGUUUGUGGGUUUAACUCCGAGGGAAACUCUGGCGAAAGUGUCCGCCUCUUUGGGUUGCAGCCCGACCUCUCCAAAGGUGGCUGCUUACCUGGACAAACACGACCCUGUGAGACACCUGCGGAAGGAGUUCCUGCUGCCCACUAUAGCUGAUCUGCCCCCUUCUGACCUCUCUCAGGUGGAUGGCAGUAAGGAAUGUAUCUACAUGGUGGGAAACUCGUUGGGUCUUCAGCCCAAAAAAGCCAGGAAGUAUUUGGAAGAGGAGCUGGACAACUGGGCCAAAAUGGGUGUCCACGGCCAUGUUUUAGGCCCUCGCCCCUGGGCCUGGGCUGAAAACACCAUAGAGGAACUCAUGGCUAAGGUUGUUGGGGCUAAAACAGAGGAGGUGGCUCUGAUGAAUGGCUUGACAGUUAAUCUACAUCUUCUACUGCUCUCUUUCUACAAACCCACAGCGACUCGGCAUAAAAUCCUCCUGGAGGACAAAGCCUUUCCUUCAGACCACUAUGCAGUGGAGUCUCAGAUAAGACUGCGAGGGUUCGACCCUCAGACGAGCAUGCUGCGGAUUUCACCCAGGCUGGGGGAGGAGACCCUGAGGACGAAGGACAUCCUGAAGCGGAUCAAGAAGGAGGGAGACUCCGUGGCCGUGGUGAUGUUCAGUGGAGUCCAGUAUUACACCGGACAGCUGUUCGACAUGGCCGCCAUCACUGAGGCCGGCCACGAGAAGGGCUGUUUUGUAGGUUUUGACUGUGCUCACGCUGCAGGAAAUGUUGAGCUGAAGCUGCACGACUGGGGGGUCGACUUCGCCUGCUGGUGCUCCUACAAGUAUAUAAACUCAGGUGCUGGUGGGAUAGCCGGGGCGUUUGUCCACCAGAAACACAAACACACCGUCAAACCUGCGCUGUUGGGCUGGUGGGGACAUAACCUGAAAACUCGCUUUGAGAUGGAUAACGUGUUGGACCUGCAGCCGGGUGUGAGCGGCUUCAGACUCUCCAACCAGCCCAUCCUGCUGGUGUGCCCCCUGCAGGCCAGCCUGGAGGUGUUCAACAUGACAAGCAUGAAGGUGCUGCGCAGGAAGUCCCUCCUCCUGACGGGGUACCUGGAGUUUCUGAUCCUGCAUUAUUUCAGUGAGGAUACCUCGCAGCCUCACAAAGCUUGCAUCCGCAUCAUCACGCCCUCCGACCCGCAGCAGAGAGGCUGCCAGCUGUCGCUCUGCUUCUCCGUCCCCAUCAGGACCGUGUUCAAGGAGAUGGAGAAGAGGGGAGUCGCCUGUGACAUGAGGGAGCCCAGCGUGCUGCGGAUCGCUCCGGUGCCGCUCUACAACUCCUUCACAGACGUUCAUCGCUUCAUAGAAACUCUGGGAGCCGCUCUCACUGCCAGCUGCAAAUAAACACAGAGGUGUGUGUGUUACUCUGAACACACACCUUCUCAUUGCUGCACACUCAUAGGGGUGAGGUUCAGGGAAAACGUUUUAGAGAUUUAUCUAUGUUUAGGAACUUAAAUAAUUUAGACGUAUGUUCGGAUGGUUUAAUCCACUGGUUUCUAACUUGGGGGUCGUGAGGCCUUUUUGAUUUGAAGGGGCUAGCAAUACGGUUUGAUUUAAAUGAUUCAGUUGGUCGGUACCGCAGCAUUUCAUUAUUUUUUAGAGAAGAAAACGUAAUAUUAUUAUUAUUUUUCAAAUGAAUUACUUUAGUUAAAGCAACCAAAGAGUGUCAAAACUAUGACAGAGGCUCAGGGAAAAGAAGCGACACACGAUACUAUGUGUUCUGUUAUUUCAGCAUACUGUUCAAUGUUUGGUAUUUCUGAUACUUUUGGCAUACGAUGCCGUUUUUCUAAAAUACUAUGACUUUCUCAGACUCCAUGUCGUCCUUCAUGUCUUUUCUUCCCCGGAUAAUAGUUUUUCACAUUUUCCCAGGCACUUGUGUUUAUCAGAGGACAUGAAAUACAGAGGUUUCAUCUUUUAGUGAUGAAUAAGGACUAAUUGGAGAGAUGUGCAUUACAGAUUCACAAUAAAGCCAGUAGUUUCAAUCA